This is a messenger RNA of Eurytemora carolleeae, 3071 nucleotides long. Its product is annotated as transcription factor Sp4. The record is from RefSeq and is a predicted model, not a curated record. Bases 150 to 2552 code for a protein of 800 amino acids. Gene Ontology annotation, biological process: regulation of transcription by RNA polymerase II. The transcript is spliced from 4 exons. NCBI's taxonomy places the organism in Eukaryota, Metazoa, Arthropoda, Copepoda, Calanoida, Temoridae. Gene Ontology annotation, molecular function: RNA polymerase II cis-regulatory region sequence-specific DNA binding; DNA-binding transcription factor activity, RNA polymerase II-specific.
AAGCAGGUCCCACUCCCAGUCCCAUCCAUACACUUCUAGUUCUUACUUUACUCCUCCCAGACUAUACUGUGAAGCAGAAAUAAAACUGAAAUAUAUCUUUAAAAAAAUGUUUUGAUAAUACAACAAAGGUUUCUGUAUAAUUGCUGAUAAUGGAGGACGACAAAAGCUCCAUGGAGCAUCAGCUUCUCCAACAGCAACAGCAGCCUCAGCAUCAACAAUCCCAUAUGCUGCAACUACCUGGAGGACACCAGAUACAACUAGUUGGACCCAACCUGCAGAUGGGUCAACAUCAAGUUCAGGUUGCUCAAAUGCAACAACAGAUUAAUCAACAGCUUCAGGCAGCUCAACUUCAACAGCAAGGACAACAGAUACAGCUCCAGCAGUUGCAACCAGGGCAGCAGCUGGUGCAGGCCGGGCAACAGCUUCAAGGGGGACAAAUCAUGCAUUCCGGGCAGAUCUUUCAAGCAGGUCAACUGGGGCAACUGAUUCAAGGAGGUCAGCUUAUGCCAGUAGGUCAGCAGCUUCAAGCCGGUCAAAUCAUGUCAACUUCUCAGUCCUUGCAGGGAGGUCCGAUAGUUUCUGGAGGUCAAAUACUUGCAGGAGGUCAAUUAAUUCAAGCGGGUCAACAUGUCCAUCAAGAUCAAAUACUUUCUUCAAACCAGCAACAACAAGCAGGUCAGCAGAUGCAAGUCGGUCAACAGAUGCAAGGAGGUCAACAGAUGCAAGCAGGUCAACAGCUGGCUGCAGGUCAACUACCGCAAGGAAAAGUUAUAACAGUACCUGGAAUUCCAGGACAUUUUAUACAGACUGGACCGAACAGUUUAGUUCAGGUUCCUCCUGGAUUUAUCCCCGCGGAUCAAUCCUCUCCUCCUUCCUCAUCUCAAUCUUUCUCCUCUGCUUCAUCUCAAUCCUUCUCCGGGGUUCCAAACUCCUCAACCUUCUCGGUUCAAGCUUCUACCUCAAACCAACAAUCUCAGAUUCAAAUUGUUCAACCCUCACUUAUCCAAUCUGGAUCCUCACAGUUUCCGAAUCUUAUUUCCGGGUCCCAGCCAGGGCUUGCACCUGGUUUACAGUUUGGAGUUCCUCAGAGUCAGGGACUUGGACGUCAGGGAGUUUCUAUUCCCCAGCAAGGAGUAGCUAGCUCCGGGUUUGGUCAGCAGCUUGUAACACUACCCGGAGGACAGCAGGCUUUAGUAAGGUAUGCUGCUCCUCAAAUGGUUCAGGUUCCUGCUCCUCAACAGUUUAUGACAGUACAGAUACCCGUCUCUACUCCUACUGGAACUAUACUACAGCAGGUUCAGGUUCCUGUACAACAACAACAGCCUCAGUUGGUUCCCCAGUUAAUCCAGACAUCUGCUGGUCCACAGCUCGUUUACGCUCAGGUAGCAGCUCAACCUCAACUCAUCGGCUCACAGAUCACCAUGAACCAAGCAGGUCAGGUUCAGCUCAUGGGCGGCGGGCAGUUUGGCUCCAUCGUCGCCGGUUCCUUCGGCGGUGGAAUGACGAUGAUUCAAGCAGCUCCUCAACUUAGUCACAUGACGCAAACCACAAAUACAACUCAAUGCACAUCCACAUCUCCUUCCCUCUCUUCAUCUAGCUCUUUACCUCAAGCUAUCAUAACCCAGGCACAAACCUCCAUGAUGAACGGACAAACUGCAUUUAUUAACAACGCUCCAAUCUCGUUAUCUACACAACUACCAAUUCAACCUAAAACUGAACCAACCUGGCUCAAAACAGAACCCGUUGAUCCUAUGGAGUACACUAGAAAUAUCAAGAGCCAACCCUCUCCUAUAGAGGUAGGACAGAUGGUGUCUCAAUCUUCCUUUGCUCCGAACAUGUCCAAUAUAGUUGGGCUCCACAACCUUCCUCCGGGUAGUACUCAAGGGCUGCAGCAGGAUCCAAUAGAUCCUAACAAGUGGCAUGUUGUGCAGAUAGCAAUACCUUCCUCUGUAUCUCAACCACAACAGCAGAACUCAGAAAGCUCUGCGUUAGAUACAAGUACAUCUGGUGGAAAAACUAGGAUGCGACGGGUCGCUUGCUCUUGUCCGAAUUGCAAGAAUGAAGAUAGAACGGUCAAAUCUAUUGACGGAACUCCGCGAAGAAAACAACAUAUUUGUCAUAUUCAUGGUUGCAACAAAAUUUACGGAAAAACUUCACAUUUACGCGCACACCUGCGCUGGCACAGUGGGGAGCGACCUUUUGUGUGUAAUUGGGUGUUCUGUGGGAAGCGGUUUACAAGAUCAGAUGAACUUCAACGACACAGAAGAACGCAUACCGGUGAGAAAAGGUUCCAGUGUCCAGGCUGCUUAAAGAAAUUUAUGAGAUCCGAUCAUUUGAGUAAACACAUAAAAACUCACGGGAAAACCGAAGUGCAGGAUUCAAGUAUGCCUAAGGAGUAUUUAGGGUUUCCGGAGGAAGAAAACGUGUUAAGUAUGAGCGGGGAGCAGGAGGUCGAGUUUGAUACGGAUGAAGAGGAUGAGGAUGAGGAGAGCGGAUCUGAAAUCAGUGAUUCAGAAAUAGUUUCCUCGGGAGCAGCUGUUAUCACAGCUUAGCAUCUGCCCGAGCUGCUUCAAUUUCUAGAGCAGCAAGAGAUAAGAUUCCGUUGAGUCUCUUUUGAAAACAUCAAGCAAGUAAAUUUAGCUAUAGUUUUUAUAUUUUGGCUGCUCAGUAUUAGCAAAAUUAUGUUUUGGAAGCAGCUUUCUUCUUUAGUAUUACACAGCUCAGGUGAAAAAUAUCUAUACAUACAAUGUUGGACAAAAUUUGACAAAACAACAUAAAAGUCCGAUUUUGAAAACUCUAGUCACUGCCAUUAAAAUCUAGAUAAAAAGAUGGGAUCUUUUCGAUAUAAGAAUAUUUAUUAUUAUCACCAAGUUUUAAAAGAGAUCUCUCGCUAAAUAACAAUCUCAUCUGUUUGCCAUGAUUUUCUUCCUCAAGUACAAACAAAGACUGAGCUCCUUAUCUUAAAUGUAAAUAUACUAAUUACCUAACUAUAAUAUUAUUUUGUUACUAAUACUAGUUAUAUAGUUAUUGUCUUAUUCAUUAAGUUAUCUCAAUAAAUUUUUAACCCUUAA